AUGAAAGUUAAUCCUGAAUAUAAAACGAACCGACCAAAACUUCUUCGUGAUAUUAGAAUAUUGCGUAAGUUUUUUGGUGGUAAAAUUUCCGAAGAAACUACAAAUGAUCCCGAACAGCUUAGAAUUACAAUUGCCAAGUGUAAACGUAUGUUACAAGAUGAAGUUGGCGAUGUAGGAGUACUCGGCAUCGUAGCACACGAACGAAGAUUAUGUGAAAUUCUGGAAAGAUUAAAGUCAAUCAAGCGGACACGCAGCGAAAUUCAAUGUGAACAUGAACUUGUCGCCUGUCAAAAACAACGGUAA
This is a messenger RNA of Paramuricea clavata, 303 nucleotides long. Lineage: Eukaryota; Metazoa; Cnidaria; Anthozoa; Malacalcyonacea; Plexauridae. The record is from the annotation of a GenBank genome assembly.